AUGCUGCUGCUGGAGACGGGCGAUCAGCAGUUCCGCGACCACUGGAACGGCUUCAAGGAGGCUUGGACCAGCCAGAAGGGCAACGAGCACGUCGUCACCAGCCCCAAGGGCUAUGCGUGGUACAUCAAGGACCUGGGCUGGGGCAACCUGCGCCACAUGGGCAACGCCGCGGCGCUGGUGCUGUGGGGGGCCAAGAGCGAGGGCAACAAGGGGGAACGCGACAGGCUGGUGUGCUGGGCCCACGGCCAGAUCAGCUACGCGCUGGGGGAGGGAGGCCGCUCCUACGUCGUGGGCUUUGGCAAUAACCCGCCUGUGCGGCCCCACCAUCGGGGGGCGUCCUGCCCCUCAGCACCUGCGAACACGGCUGCUUCAACCUUGCUGCUCACAGAGGUGUUUGCGCAAUAA
Messenger RNA from Monoraphidium neglectum, 405 nucleotides. RefSeq names its product Endoglucanase E-4. Gene Ontology annotation, molecular function: hydrolase activity, hydrolyzing O-glycosyl compounds. The transcript is spliced from 5 exons. The record is from RefSeq and is a predicted model, not a curated record. NCBI's taxonomy places the organism in Eukaryota, Viridiplantae, Chlorophyta, Chlorophyceae, Sphaeropleales, Selenastraceae. Bases 1 to 405 code for a protein of 134 amino acids. Gene Ontology annotation, biological process: carbohydrate metabolic process.